AUGCAAAUGCGAGAGACAAAUGUAAAAUUUUACUUAGUUGGUAACGUAGUAGCCAAUACCAUGUCGAACACAAGAAUACCUUCUCCAGCAAGAUCUCACACUGGUAUGACACCAAGAAAACACAAAUCGCUAAUUAGAAGAAGUCGUAGUGUAGCAUCACCAAGAUCAACAUCAUCCACACCUUUAACAACUAUCAUACAAGAUGCAUUCCAGAUGUCUCCAUUGCCGCAACGGAAGUCAAUAUUACCUGAUGACACCGAUGUACAAGUGCCUUUACGCAAAAGUUGGUGGAAAAAUCUUGAUGAAAAUUCCAGAGAUAUGACAGAAUUACUCCAAAAUGCUGAUCCACCUGAAGCCAAUAUUGUAUGUGAUGAUGUAGAAAUGGAACCGCCAAGCCAAGACCAGAAUUUUUCCAUUGAUAUACCAGAUAGCAGUGAUGGAGAAUCUAUCAACAGUAUUAUAAUUCCUCAAAGAAAACUCUUUCCAUAUAAAGAUACCACUAAACAGAAAUAUAUAGAAAACUAUAAACAAAUUAUUCAACUAGAUAAAACAAAAGCAUCUAAAAGUAGCACUGAGUUGGAACAAGAUAUUAAUAUCGCACCAAGAAGUUUAUUCAAUCAAGUAAAGCAAAAGAAUACAAUGAAGCCAAUAUUUCCAUCUUCUUUACUCAAUAAAAUGUGCGCUAGCUCUGCUUUGGAGACAAGUGUUGAAUUACCAAUGGAAGCAAAGACCCGCAAUUUAUUUGGCAACAAACCCAGUAACAAACGUAAAAGCACAUUUAUCAAUGUUGUUGUUUCGGACAAUGAGGAUGAAAGCAACCAUAGCCAAUUAAAAGUAUUUGACUUUAAAAGGAAAUCUAUUCCUAAGCCAGGUAGAAUUUCUAUGAAUUCCCUCCAUUCAAGUGUAUUUGAUAACAUAGAAGAAGAUUGGGAUCAUCUACCAUCUUCCACUAUGAUAGGACAACAUUCAGAAGAUGAAAGUACGCCAAAGCGAAGAAAAAGUAGUUCAGUAUCCCAGGAAAAAAGAAACAAUUCAAUGAAUAAAGAAAAUAGUAUGGACAACACACUUGUAGAUAAUGAAAGCGACAUUGAACAACAACAAAGUAAAACGCAAGUACAAAAGUCGUACCAGGAGGAAACAUUAAAAAAUACUAGUGAAAAUUUCAUCAAUAAUCAAAAUUAUAUUGAACAUAACAAAGUGACAAACAAGGAUAGAAGUGACAUAACUCUAAAUACUUCUAAAUCUAAACAACACAAUAGUAAAGUAAUGCCUGAAGAUAAUGUUCCUGUAGCUAAAGAAAACUCGGAAGUAAUAGAAAAGCAGACUACUAUAAAUAAUGGUUGUGAAAAAAUUUUAGACCUGCACAAAAAUAUAGGAAACAAAACAGACGAUAAAAGUUUAAUAAAUGAAUUUUCUAAUGUAAAUAGUCAAGAAUUAAAUAAGGAUGAAAAUAUCUCAUGCCACAAUCAAGUUGAUGUUGAUUUAAGAAAGGAAAAACAUGAAAGUUCUGGUCAAUCUAUUUUAAGGAAUAAUGUUAAUACUUCCAAAAAUGAAAGAAGAAUGAAUAACUCCAUUACUGAAUUUACUAAAGACAUAAGUAUGCAAAGUAUCACUAAGAAGCAAAAUAAUUAUAUAGAGACACAUAGUAGCAGCAACUUACUAAACGAACAGAAUAUUGUAGAACAACAACGCGAAGAAUCCGGAGAGUUUAUGAUGAAUGCUAUAUUGGAGAGCGAAAACGAGAGUGAAGUAGAAACAAGGCAAAGUGACAUUGACAGUGAGCCGGAAAUUGAAGAGGAACAAGAUGAAAGUGAAAGGAGUAUGAUUGAACAUGAAACCGAAAUUGAUCAAUCAGUAAGUGGCACUCAACAAGAAGAUAGUAGUUGUGACCAACAAGAGAGUGACAUAGAACUAGACAUUGCUGAACAUAUUGAAAAUAGUAACAAUGCUAAUAAAAGUAAAACGGAUGAGCACAGAAAAUCAUUUAAUUCGUUACACAACACAAAAACCAAUGAAACAUUAACCCAUCCAGAAACCGUUCUAAACUGUAAAAAAGAUGAAGUUCUGGUAGAAGCAUCAUUUGUAGCGGAAAGGCGCAAUACAAGUAUAAGAAAAACUAAAAGCGUAAUUAUUAAUCGUGAAUCACUUCAAGAAAGCACCAGACUUUCUGAAGACGCCAUUGACUCAAGCGCUAAUAACUCUGGCUGGGACUCUCACAGGACAACAAGAAAAACAUUGAGACAGACUUUUGGAAAAGACUUCACGCCACGAAAAUCCCUGCGUACACUUGUGAUGGAGAAAUCCGCGAAAAAGCAGUCUAAUGUAUUAGAAAAUGCUAUGGACACAUCAGAAGUUUCGGUAAAUACAGACCAAAAUGCUAGAGCUGCUAAGAGUAUAGGCAGAGAUAAUCUAGUAGAUGUAUUCGAGACUAAUAAUUUUGACGCUGGCGUUGAUAAUAAUUUAACAGAAAGAGCUAAAAAUCAAUCUAAUGUAGCUGACAUGGCAAACAAUACGCAAGAACAAGUCUUACAAAAUAAUCAAGCCAAUACUAGCCGUGAGGUUCUAAAUGAAAUAAGUAAAGGCAACAGUAAUAUAAGUGACAGUAAUCAUAAUUCUAAAAAUGAUAAAACUUCUAAUCAAUCCAAUUCGAAUGUUAGUGAUGAGAUGGUUAGUCUUAGUGAGAAUAAUGAAAGCAAACAAUCUGUUAAUGAGGAAAAUAUAGAUUCUAACAUCGAUUAUGAACAAGACAAGAGUAACUUAAAUAAUAGUCAAGGUAGUGUAACAGAAACAAAUAACAAAAAUGAAUCGGCAAGAGAUGUUAAUGAAGAAGCUGUAGAAACCCAUGAUGAAGAUGAACAAGACAAUAAUGAUGAAGAAUUAGUGGAAACAAAUGAUGAAGACGCAAAUGAAGUAACAUUGGAAAGUGAGGAUGAAGGUGCCAACCAAGAAAAUGAUGAUGAAGUGGAAAUGUUAGAAAACAUUGAAAAUGACAAUGUAAGCCACCAAGAAGAUGAUGACCAUAACAUUAGCUAUGAUAGUGAUGACGCCCAAGGCCGUAAUAACGAGAGCGAGAUAGAAGCGGAAAGCAAUAAUUGUGAAGAUAGUGAAAAUCAUGAUAAUGCUGAAAUGGUGCAAACAUAUGAGAAUGAUGACGUCGAUGACUCUAAUGACAGUGAGAAUGAUAGUGAUCAUGAAGACGUUGAACGCAAUCCCCUACAUGAUAAUAAGGAAAUCAGCAAGAUGCCUCAGGCUAAUUCCACAGAAUACCCUAUGUUUGAAAGCAUGGCUGAGCCAACACUAAGUGCAGGAAAAUCGCGUAAGAAAAAACAGUCUACGCAACAAAUUCUAGAAGAAAUAAAAGCACAGAAUAUGGAGAGGAAACGUAAAAUUGAUGCAACAUUAGACAACUGGCUUAAAACAUCCUCAAAACCACAAAACACAAACUACUUUAAAGCACCACAGAAGCCAGCCGUACGAAUAGCUAAACAAAGCAAGCCAAAGGCCAAGCCCAAAAGUAAUUUGGUAUUUAGUCUGCCAGAUGAAUUUCACGCGGACCUCAAAUAUAAGCCACCGAAGAGGUAUCAACCUAAAAAUGCAUCCUGGGCUACUAAACGGCUCUACUCAUUCCUGGAAACCAAAUUGGAACCUAAGUACGACUUCAAAGCGCGUGUCAGGGCUGAGAAGCUGGUGGAAACGAUUUACGACUUCACGAUGGAAAUUCGGAGAGUCGGUGUCGCCCCAGCGCCCUCUGUUGCCAAACUCAAACACGAGAUGGCGCGCUUGAAUGUCGCCACGACUCAUUUCGACUUCUACGAGUUCAUUAAAAGUUUUAUGCCUAAAGACGUGCGUAAUAAGGUGGUUCCCAGCCUCAUCAAUAACAUCGCGUUGCCAAAACCGAGCGUGUACGCUUCUAUAAUUGACUAA
Messenger RNA from Leptosia nina, 3924 nucleotides. Lineage: Eukaryota; Metazoa; Arthropoda; Insecta; Lepidoptera; Pieridae. The record is from the annotation of a GenBank genome assembly.